UUCAAAAGACCCCUUAUCAGAGCCAGUAGGAUAAGGCGAAGGGCCCGUUACAAUUACUCAAAUGUUUUCCGUGCCAAAAAGUGACAGAUGGCUGACAAUGUCAUCGACGUUUUUUCAUUCCAUCCUUUACACGUUUAUUUCAGUACUUUGGUUCACGAAAGGUCAGCAGUAUGGCGAUGGCGAGUUUGGAAGGAGAGUUUCCCUAUACCAGUACACCUACGCCGCAGGAAUCGUAUACCACGUACGCAACAAACCGCCUCAGCUAAUGUGCGGCGCAGCAAUCAUUCAUCCGCUAUGGGUGUUAACGGCGGCAAGAUGCUUUCCUCAAGAUGCCAGAAUCGAAGACUACGAGGUGUUCGCGGGUGACGUUGAAUAUUUCAGCAAAAGUUCGAGUGAACAGCACCGUCGCAUCUGGAAUAUCGUGUUUCAUUCUAACUACACCACGUUCCCAGCUGAAUUUAAUAUCGCGCUUGUCGAACUCAUUCAGCCAUUUGACAUCACCAACAGCGUGCGUAGUGGUUUUUUGCCUCAAGGACCUUUGCGUGAAUAUAUGAAUUGCAAAACGCUGGGCCUCAAAAACGAGUGGUGGAUACCGACGCCCGUGCUGGUAGAUGUGGAUACAAUUGCGAGACGCAGAGAAGAAUGCUUACAUCUAAUCCAGUCACCUCAAUGGUUGCUAGCAGCGCCGGUGUUCGAUUAUUGCCUCAUCUCCAGCUCCAUUAGCUCACGAGCACUUCGCGACCCUUUUCACGGAAACAUAGGCGCGCCCUCAGUCUGCAAUAACACAAUACAAGCAAUCACAUCAGACUUGCCAUUCCUUGAUCUGUCGGGGCCUAUUAUUGUAACUGAUGUCGGCAAGCACUUGGCGUGGAUACGCUCCAACAUAAUAAAGCGGGAGCCAGCGCAGCAGUAUUCCUAUAACGCUCAAAUCAUGCGCUCACCAUUGGGCGUGAUAGUUCUCGUAUUACAGAUGUUAUUAUUAGCGACUUAG
This is a messenger RNA of Photinus pyralis (common eastern firefly), 991 nucleotides long. RefSeq names its product kallikrein-6-like. Bases 62 to 991 code for a protein of 309 amino acids. Gene Ontology annotation, molecular function: serine-type endopeptidase activity. NCBI's taxonomy places the organism in Eukaryota, Metazoa, Arthropoda, Insecta, Coleoptera, Lampyridae. Gene Ontology annotation, biological process: proteolysis. The transcript is spliced from 4 exons. The record is from RefSeq and is a predicted model, not a curated record.